Iphiclides podalirius (scarce swallowtail) is the source of this 921-nucleotide messenger RNA. The record is from the annotation of a GenBank genome assembly. NCBI's taxonomy places the organism in Eukaryota, Metazoa, Arthropoda, Insecta, Lepidoptera, Papilionidae.
AUGUCAACAAAUUUAAACAUAGUGCUUAAAAGAGCUAGUAAAAUAUAUCACGAAGGGGAUGUUAUAGCAGGAGUUGUUGUUGUAGAAAACAGUAAUGAUGUACGACAUGAAGGGCUUACAUUGUCAAUGGAGGGAGCAGUCAACUUACAACUUAGUACUAAGAAUGCUGGUAUUUUCGAAGCAUUUUCUAACAACAUUAAGCCUAUAACAUUAAUCAAUACAGUAAUGGAACUUGUACCAGCCGGUAAAAUUCCAUUGGGCAUAACAAACAUUCCAUUUGAACUACCAUUGAAGGCUCGAUACCAAUUGCCUGGAGCGCCAGCUGGGUGUGGGCUGCUGGAGACCUACCAUGGAGUAUUUGUUAACAUCAUGUAUACACUCAAGUGUAACAUGAAGAGGUCAUUCCUAAACAAACCAGUUAACACUAGUUGCCAGUUCUUUGUGCAAUAUCACCCGCAAGACGCGGCUCCGCGUAAGCCCGUGCGCUGCGAAAUCACGCCGAGCUCUGUGCGGCGCUCGGCCACUGGUGGCGCGCGGCCCUCUAUGCCGCAUUUCCAGAUCUACGCAGAGCUCGACACUACCGUUUGCCCCCUUGACCAGCCAAUCACAGGCAAGAUUCGCGUGGAUGAGUGUUCUGUCCCAAUUAAGUCUAUAGAGCUACAGCUGGUGCGAGUCGAAACUUGCGCCUGGGAUGGAGGUUAUUCUAAAGAUUCGACGGAGAUCCAGAACAUCCAGGUGGGCGAGGGCGACGUGGUGCGCGCGCGUGACGUGCCGCUGCACAUGCUGCUGCCGCGCCUCUUCACCUGCGCCACCACCGCCACGGCCAGCUUCAAGAUCGAAUUUGAGCUGAACAUUGCAGUCAUCUUCGAGGAUGACUACUUGGUGACUGAGAAUUUUCCAAUUUUGCUCUUAAGGAGCAGG